Molecule: messenger RNA, 1627 nt
Organism: Daldinia loculata
Lineage: Eukaryota; Fungi; Ascomycota; Sordariomycetes; Xylariales; Hypoxylaceae
Product: NAD(P)-binding protein
Exons: 6
Coding region: 449-1294 (281 amino acids)
Source: RefSeq, a predicted model, not a curated record
AAUAACUCAUCAUCAGCCUUGCUAUAAAAGUAUCACUUGGGGUAGAUUCGCGAAAACCUUCAAUAACUACAACCUGAGCUUGAGGCUCGUCAUAACUCACAUUAGGCGUACACUGUGACAAGCACUAGAUUACCGGAUCUGACUGAAGAGUGCCCGUUCCCUGGGAUCCUAUCGGCGUUACUACCUACAUCGCCGAAUUGGGCAUUAUAACGGUGGUUUUCUUUGGAGUUUAGCAACCUGACCAUCAGACUAUACGUCACUAGUAUGUUGAAGCACUGCGCGGCUAUAGACAAAGAAGUAUUUAAACUUGUAGAUUCUCUCUUUCUUGUCUCUCCUGUAGCUACUUAUACAAGCAGGUUCUCUUCUACAGACAUCACGAUCACCAAGCUAUAUUUGCUAUAUUUCGGUUCCCAGGAGGACUUCACUUUUGCCUACAUAUUCAUUCACGAUGGCAGCUUUUCAAGUUAGCGGCUACACCAUUUUAGUUGGUGCCGGUGGCGGUAUUGGUACAGAGCUUGGUGCCACAUUCGCUGAGGCAGGCUCGAGGGGUAUUCUCUUCGCCGAUAUCAACUAUGAGGGAGCCCUCAAAGCUGCCGAGAGCAGCAAAAAGGUAGCUCUAGCUAAGGACUACAAAGCAGUGGCUGUGAAGGUGAACGUGACGGACGCCAAGUCAGUGCAAGAGAUGGUCGACGUUGCAGUCAAGGAAUUUGGCAGGAUUGACUACGUCGUCAACGCCGCCGGUGUCGACGGCCGCAAAAACGUUCCGUUUGACCAAGCGGACAUUGCCGACUUUGAUCGCGUGUUCGACAUCAACGCCAAGAGCAUAUUAUACGUCACUCAAUCCGUUGCUAAGGUCAUGAAGGCUCAAGACUCUGCCAAAAUUGAGCUAGGGCGUCACGGCGUUAGAGACCUCGGUCGCGGAUCGAUCGUCAACAUUUCUUCUAUCCUGGGAAUUAGCGCCCUGCCCAACAAGGUGGCUUACAUUACCUCCAAGCACGCCGUCGGAGGACUUACCCGAGCUUGUGCUGUUGACUACAAGGCACUCGGCAUUCGGUGUAAUCAGGUCUGCCCUUCAUGGGUUGACACCCCCAUGUCCCACGAGGAGUACAACCGAAUCCCCCAACUGCGCGGUCUCAUCGAGCAGCUACCUGCUGCCGGGCGUCUGAUUGCACCCUACGAGGUAGCAUCUGCCUGUCUAUACCUCUGCACGCCGGCCGCGUAUUAUAUCAACGGUAGCACGUUGACUUUGGAUUCGUGCGUCCUAGUUGGACCUGCCGUACCUGCUGUGGAGUAAUUAUCAUCCUGUAGGCUGUAAGAAUCAUGCGGGGCUAGGGGGAAAGAACCUAUGGCGGCGGAUAUCUGCUUUCAGAGUAGUGCUUACGCAAGUUGACAAGGAGUCUGAUCCAGUUAAUCUUUCCCAUACAUGGCAGCUUGAGCUUAGUAGGAUCGCUCGCUCUUUGGGUCUUACUAGGUACAAUAGAAUUAAACGUUAAACUUGCAAAUCGUGCAUAUGGGGCUAUGUGAACUGAAACGAGAAUGGAUGCUGGGGAGUAAAAAAUGACGAUAAAAGAAUGAUGUUUAGUUGAUCGAGGGGCCACCCUAGACCCGCUUACGUAUUUUCUUACCC